AGAUUAGAUCCAGCCAUUUGCACGGGAGACCUUCUCGAUCAGCGUCACUAUCGUUAUGAGAAAGAAACUGAUGGCAAUUAUCGAUUCACGUCUGACCAGAGUGGAUCGUGUCGACUAGUCUGGUACACGACUGAACGCAUAGUCUCGUGCUUUGAUUCGCUUUCAUUCAUUCACGCAAAGCGGUCGGAUGGAAAUUUAAAUGAGCGCAGCAACAGCUCGCUCUACUUUCUUUUUAUGGGUGACUCGAGAGUUCGUCAACAGUUUUACAACUUUGUUGUGUUGAUUCCAGACUACGAUCAAAUAAGGCAGCCCAUUCAAAAUUCACGUUCGUUUCAUGAUGAGAUGGAAAUCACGAGCAACAUUCUCAAACUGCGAUUGUCGUUCAAAUGGCGACCCCUCAUUGAUGACAAUGUCACUGAUACAGUUCGUCGAUGGGCAUCUUCUGACUCAUCUGAACGGCCUCAUCUCCUUUUUCUCAGUAUAGUAGUACACCACAUGCUGGGAACCAACGGCGCCGACCAUCGACUGUACGAGGAAAAUUUUAAAAAAUUCGCUCCAGAGCUGGGCCGGUUAGCAAAUGUGUCUCAAGUGAUCUGGUUCAAUCAAUAUCCAGUUGAGGAACUACCCGAGAAAAUUCACGACCACAAUACUUACAUUCACUCAGAGAAGAUAGACAACUACAACAAGGCCAUUCGACGCCUGUUAGAGAGUGAAAGCAGUCGUAUCCGCAUAUGGGAUUCAAGUGAUCCGUUAGCAGAAGAGUAUAUCCGCUCGUGUGCCGUCCUAAAACGCGACGAGAUCGUUCAAGUCGAUCGCCGUUCUUACCUGUUCAAAGAUGCUGCCUUCGCAGAUUGCAACGACUUUAUUCACACGGGCUAUUCAGCACUUUCACAAGCCACUAAUCUUUUGUACAAUGACAUUUGCAAUGAUGUGAUGGAAUUGCAUUGAUCUUGAAUUUCCUUGUGUCGUCCAUCUCCGCGUAAGCA
Molecule: messenger RNA, 986 nt
Organism: Daphnia carinata
Lineage: Eukaryota; Metazoa; Arthropoda; Branchiopoda; Diplostraca; Daphniidae
Product: N-acetylneuraminate 9-O-acetyltransferase-like
Exons: 4
Coding region: 235-948 (237 amino acids)
Source: RefSeq, a predicted model, not a curated record